Molecule: messenger RNA, 4902 nt
Organism: Drosophila eugracilis
Lineage: Eukaryota; Metazoa; Arthropoda; Insecta; Diptera; Drosophilidae
Gene: brun
Product: protein brunelleschi
Cellular component (GO): trans-Golgi network
Source: RefSeq, a predicted model, not a curated record
CCGACAGGCACUGAUUGGACAAUUUCUUUGCCAAAGCAAUCUUCCAAACAGUUUCCUGCGCUUUGAACUGUAUUUACAUAACGAUUUCCCAGGAUUUUCGAGGUACCCAGUGUGCACAGUAUCUUUCUCCAUGUGGAAGUGUUUAUUGAAUUAGAAAAUAGCCGAGAAAUCAGGCGAUAAGCGAGGUGAAAGCAGGCGAUACUGAUCAAGAAAAAGGGGGAGGAGGUGGUUCCUCUGAAGAAAUCGAAUCUAAUCGAGAGCUCCGCCACUUGAUAGCAAAAUGGAAAAUCUGUAAAGCUAUCGGCAAAUGCAAAAGGAACUGGGAUUAGUAUCCUCCGAACUGGGACUGGGUUUCGAUUUAGAUUUGGGGGCCGCGGAGCGGUGUAAAUGCGUGCGGCCGUUGGCCUGAUGCUGUCACACGGUGGUGGUGGCGUGGAGCCAGCGAUGUCCCGGCCGGAUUACGAGCAGAGCGCCCUGCACCACAGCUGCCUGCUGGUGCUGCUCCGUGGCGUGGGACCAUCUCGCGCCCGAAUCCUCCAGCGGGCGUUUGAGAAAGUGCGACGUGUCAACCACAUUCGGGUGAAUGACUCCUCUGGCAAUCCACGCUCUAUUUGGAUACGCUUUGUUCACGAUCAUCCCGUGGAACACAAUGAUUGGGGCGACUUCCAGACACAUCGACGUCUGCUUGGACUUAUCACUAUAGGCAAAUUCGAUAACCAAACGGAACUUAAUGAGCUGUGCCGUCAGCAUGAAUCCCUGAAAGUUCGGUAUGGCUCUACUCUGUACGAAUCCCGUGCCAUUUUCUUUGGACCCGGAGAACCGCCACUGGAAACCAUUGGCGAGGUUCUACCACCACAGGCGCCAGCUGUAGGAAGUCGCCUACAGGAUGAGUUUACUACGCCCUCGAACUUUAAGGCUCAGGCCUUCUUCUAUCGCGAACAUGAUCCUUGCGUAGAUCUGGAAACUCGGAUUGGAGACUUUGCCAGCGCCUUGUUUUGGGUUCUGGAAUCGCGACGUUUGGAGAGAUCCCGAGAGAAGGCGGACAAGGUGAGCCUGCUGCUCGCGCCCUUUGAAAAAAGAGACUUCGUGGGUCUAGAUAUGGAAUCCAGAAACAAUAGAAAAAGAUGCGUGGGUCGUGUGAUGAAGAACUUGGCGGAUCUGUCGCUGCAAGCGGGACUAGUGGACGAUGCUCUAAGCUUAUACCACAAUGCAAAUGAAACUUUGAGGUCAGUCGGUGAUUCCCUUUGGGUUGGGGCCACGGAGGAGGGUCUCUGUGCAGCAUCCGCAAUGUUAUUGUAUCCACAAAUGCGCGAGAUCGAGACACUGCACAGAAACUCUUCGCUUCAGGAAGCGGGUACCUCUCCUCUGAAAAACACGCCUGAAAAGUGGCGUGCUAGCGAUGCCACCAAGAAAAUCAGUGCCAGUGAUGCAACUGCGAAUAAUGUGGAUUCUACCCAGCAACAGCAACACCGCAUGACCUCCAACUCAUCUUCCUGCUCAUCGGUAUCUUCCUUGAUAACGACCACAACAACUUCAUCCGCCUCGGACACGCCGACUACGUCAUCAUCUUCCACAUCGACGAUAUCAGCCGCACCGAUUCCGGGACAUCAGAGAAAUGGUGAUCUGCCAGGGAACAUUCUCAAGGCGGAGGAGAUCACCAACUAUUAUCGCAAAGCCAUUAUUAACUACAGUAAAUAUAGGCAUGCAGCUACAAUUGAAACUGAGGCGGCUCUGAAAGCAUCGCGAAUUUGCAUAGAGCAGAAUCGUCCAUUGGAUGUGGCCAUGUUCCUGCAGAAUAUUUUGCACAUCAACCUUAGCAUGAGCGAGCCGGAGCGCGUCAAGAGAUUCGAGAUUAUAACAGAACUCUACCAACAGAUCGGAUAUCAAAGAAAGGCAGCUUUUUUCCAACGACUCGCAGCACUGAAACAUGUGCAGCAAGGCAGCCAGGCGCCAGACUGGAAUCAAAGCUAUCGCCUCAUGUUGGGUAGUUUUACAGGUUAUUUACUUUGCUUGGAUCCGCUUGAGGUGCUGGAGAAUGCUGCCGGCUGGCCGGCACUGCAAAUUGAUCAGGUCCAGACCCUCAUAACGGCCGCCAGGCGAUUGGGACACUCAGCUCUGGCCACACGGCACAUGACCUUUCUGCUGCAAACGCAGUGGGAUAACAUGUCGCCAACGGAGCAAAGCGAGAUGGCUGUGCAACUGCAGAAUUUAAGCGCCCAGUGCGAGGGCUCACCUGUUCCCUUGGUGCUGGAGAAUGGCACUGUGAUACCACCCGCUAAUCUCACGGAUCUGCCCUACUGCCUUGAUCUACAGGUUAAAGAUUUGCCCGCACACUUAAGACCGCAGCGAAUUAAGGUGGCAAAGGCGGACAGCGGGCCUUUUCUCUUUACUCCGAUACACUUUAAUUCGGUCGACAGAAGGGACAAGAAAAAGGACAAAAAUAAAAUAGCUUUUCAGUGGGUGCAAAACGACCUUAGUGAGGUGACUGUGCGCCUGCGUAAUCCCUUACCCUUUGAGUUGGCCGUAACGGACAUGAGAUUAUUAACGAACGGUGUGGUUUUUGAGUCUCUGCCACAGACUAUUGUUCUCCAGCCACAUGUUCCUACAUAUGUUGCGUUGCAUGGUACGCCCAUUGAGACAGGGCAGCUGGAUCUGCAGGGCUAUAGCACGCACACGCUCGGCGUGAAAUCCAAUUGCCGGCUUAAGCACAUGCGUGAUCGUAGCUUUCCCCCUAACUACUUGGUGGAUGUGAUUCCUGCCCUUCCUAGGAUAUCCGUGAAAACUUCGCUGCCUCAAACAGCAACGUUUAGCAAUAUGAACAGUGCUGAUAUAGUGGUGACCUCUGCUAGCUUAACCCUGUACAAUGGAGAAUCCUCCAGCUGCACGAUAACUAUCACUAAUGAGAGCGCCACGCUAUCUCUGGAGCACCUAGAUGUUAACAUCAACUCUAAUGUAGAACAGGAGCUCCAGAAAAAGAUCUUCCGUAUAGAUAAAGAUGAUUUGAUGUCGAAGCUGCCAGUACCUCCUCAGGGCUCCAUUGAAAUUGUUUUGAAUGUUUAUGCUGAAGCGGAUUUUGUGUGUCCCCAUCCACCGCCUUCGUUGCAAUCAAGCGCUGCUGCCGGGGACUACGGUGCUGCCUCAUUAACGCACUGCUCCAACUUUUCCACAUCUGGACACGCCAGCUUACCAUCGAGAGUGGGAUCUCCACAACAUCGUCGAAACGAGCCUCAGAAUUCGAGUUUCCGAUCAACGUUUUCAGGCGGUCAACCUUCGCUGGCUGCUUUGAGCCUGCAGCCAGGCGGUGGUGGAGGAGCAGGACCUUCCAGUCUAGGAUCGCAAUAUUCCCAGCACAUAGAGGCACAAGUCCGAUUGAAGUACUCCGGGGGAGAAGCUCUUACGGCGGGAUACUGUCGUCAGUGUGCGGUGUCUUUUAAUCUAGAACUUUUGCCCAGCGCGCAGAUAACUAGCUGGGAUGUGCUUCCCGCAGAAGUAGCCUCCCAAUUUUACCUGGUACUUGACAUUUCCAACCUGACCGCUCAAGAAAUGUCGCUCAACUAUACGGACACCAAGAAUAUACUCAUCGAGGCCAAAGAAAGCUGCCGGGUACCGAUACCCGUGGAUCGCUGCUCUCUGGAGCAAGUGGUUGCUGCCCGAGCAGCCGAGGUAGCUGAGAACCUGGAAAGAGAACUCUGCUUUCGGACUCAGUUGCUGUCGUUUAAUGAUGCUCUGAGCAAGCUCUGCUCAAUUCACAUAGCAGAACGGGUGAAAAUCAAUUGGCUGUUGACAGGAACUGAUAUCCAGGGAAUCGCUUCCCUGCGAGGAAUUGUUCUCUCACAGUCGAUGGUGGAUUUGACAGCUGUAUCGCCUUUGGAGUGGGCGAUCAGCUUUCAGGAGACACCUGUCCAGCCACACAGUGAGAUUGUGUGCACGGUAGGCCAGCGUGCUCUGCUUAGUAUUCAGCUAGCAAAUCAAUCCCUGCAGCCACUUAGGAACUUGGUGCUAAGCAUUAAGUUUUAUCAGGAUUAUCUAAAUGGUAUGGAGAAUUACAAUUUGGAGACACGCGUGGCUAUUUCAGGGCCAAAUAGAAUUGCAAUUCCCCUGCUGGACAAGCAGGAGCAGAAACAGCACACAUGCUCUGUGAUAUUCUUUACGCCUGGACGCUUUAAGGCCAGCAUCGAGUGCACCAGCAAUCCGCAGAAGCAGCCAGAGCAGCCAGCGUCACUGCUAACCCGUUCCUGUCCGGCGGAAUCGGAGAAUGUCGCCCCAUCGGUCAUGUUCUCCUCCAGCUACGAUGAACAGCAGGUUCAUGUGUGGAAGUUCAUUCCGCCCAUUGAGGUGACCGUCGUGGAGCAGUGAAAUGUUAACUGUCGCUAGUUUAAUUUCGUUAUUAUAUUUGUAUAUGUAUUGUGUAUACACCCAAUUCCCCACUAUCCAGUUAAAUAGUUUGAUUCCCUCGCUCUGUUAUACCCACGAAUACGAAAAGCAAUUGUUUGUAAAGAAUUCUAAACUAGAUACAAAAUAUAACGCAUAACUCUGUAUAUAAUUAAGCUCAAACAAAAUACUGUACCCUAAGCUUGAUAGAAAAAAAUGGCCAUAACAUAAAUCUUAUUGAAUCUAUAGUCCAUGCCUGUAAAACAUAUACUAUAUAAAUAUUUAAACAUGCGUUACGCCGUGGUGUAUUUAUAUACAUAGAUAGCAAAUGUUCCGCGCACCUCAAAACCACGCCUAGCAUUAUACAUUUUGAUAACAAGCUCGUAUUUACAAAAUAUUUUUAUACAAUUACCGGGGCAAUACAUAUGUAUCAUUAUGAAUUACAAAUUAAGAUUGUUGCUAAAGAAAUUAUGCCAAUGAAAUGUGUGAAUAACUGUAGUGUGUAAACGCAAUAAACUCUAUUUGACGAAA